Molecule: messenger RNA, 1573 nt
Organism: Argentina anserina (silverweed cinquefoil)
Lineage: Eukaryota; Viridiplantae; Streptophyta; Magnoliopsida; Rosales; Rosaceae
Exons: 3
Coding region: 542-1447 (301 amino acids)
Source: RefSeq, a predicted model, not a curated record
AAGACCUUGGUAUACUCUACUUUUUUCCCAUGCCUGCUAACUUCACAGCCUGGCAAGCCUGAAUUAUUAAGAUGAUCAUGAACAUGAUUAUGAUUUCUUUAAGUUAAGGAGGCUUUUGGUUGUUGCUUUGUUGUUUCCUAAUUAAACUAGUACUGAGGAGCCUUAUUAGCCUGGGAUGGACUAAUUGGCCUCUUUCAAGAGAUUUGCUGGUGGAGAGGUGUCCGGGAAUCUUCUGUCUCCCAAUUGACCACUGCACUCCAGACUCCAGACCUUUGCUAGCUGCACUCCUUUCGAUUUCUCCGUCGAUUCUACGCGUAAAGGAAGAUCGACUAGUACUCAGGAUAUGCGUAUCUAGUACUGCUUAUCCCCAUCAGUUCAUCACUAGAGAAUUCUCUGCAGUUUGCAUAUUGAGUAUGUUUUGUCUUCUUAGUGGUCAUUGCCUAUGGAUGAUCGAAGUAUAAUUGGCAUGAAGCUGAACAGCGAAAGUUCUCAAUGAGCCUCAUAGCAGAUAAUCUCUACCCGACCUCUUUCUAUUUUAGGCAUGGGAACCAAAGUUGAAUACUCCACCAAUAUAUUAGGAGCUUCACAACGUAGCAACAGCUUAGCUGUUCAUAGAGUGGAUGACUGGGACUGUUUCCAGAAAAGUGGGCUGAAGCAGAAGUAUCAGAAUACUAGAUUUGAGGACAAUCUUCGCUACUCGAUGGACAGAAUGCUCGAUAAGCGCAACAUGGAUUCCAUCAGAAAGACAAUGCAGAUGCAUGAAGACACCUUUAGGCACCAGAUAGGUGAACUCCACCGGCUGUACAGUGUACAAAAGAUGCUAAUGGACGAACUUAAACAAGAGAUAAAACAAAAUCGAAUUUGGGGUCCCUUGACUAAUAGUGCAGAUCACAUCCACAUUCACCAGUCUCAGUUGUUUAGUCAGCAGCAUGCGACAGCUCAAACUUCUUCUGGCUAUAAUUUCCAUCUUCAUAGGUUGAGAGAUGAUCCAAACUCCAGAGAGCGAAGUGGAAGUUGCUCAGGAGAGUACACCAUGAAAAUUUCAAGGAGUUUUGAUCUCGGAAGGCCAGCUGCCGAGGAAGACAUCUCAACAGGAGUUAGUACUAUUGAUCAAGACCAGACAGCGCCAAGCUCUAACAUGGCAUUGAUCAAAAGUAAUAACAUGAGGAGCAUGGAUGUCUAUGACGAAGAUAGUGAGGAAGUGGAGCUUACAUUAAGCAUUGGGGGCAGCAAGAGCAAGAAAAGAUCGAAACCUUACCUGCGGCCUCAUUUAGGGUGUUCGGAGCUGGUGUUCAAUAAAGAAAAGGUACUGGGCUCACCUUCCUCGUUCAAAUCUGAUAGAGCAGAUUGCAGUGAUCCCACAACUCCCAUGAGCAGCUCCAGUGCCACAGUUGACCAGGAAAGAAAGCAGCCACAUUGGCUUUUCCAUGGUUUAAAGCUCAAAUAGGACUAAUACUUCAAAUCGCAUGCAUGCUUUGCAAAAUCUUUGAGUUGUUCAUCAUUGAAAUUCUAAUUAAGUUGUCAAUUUAAUAAAUGAACAAUUGACUCAGAUGCUGUUUUGAGGAAUUUAAUU